Messenger RNA from Durusdinium trenchii, 941 nucleotides. NCBI's taxonomy places the organism in Eukaryota, Dinophyceae, Suessiales, Symbiodiniaceae. The record is from the annotation of a GenBank genome assembly.
GCCGCUUUGGGAACGUAGGGCAGAUAGCCAUAUUAUACCGUACCAUCAAAAAACGACAAGAUAAGUGCGUAAAGCUUGAUGAAGCAUCUCCUGAUGUCCUUUUGACCUUGGGUCUCCAAGGUCUUCCUAUUUGGCACAUUUUGACACCCAAAGCUGCGAGAGUUUGUUCAUGUUCGUGUGAAGAUGAGCAUCCAUCAAUCACCCAUCAAUCAUAAUUGAUCAUCCCAAGAGCAUUCCCAAGGCAUUUCAGGAUGCAACAUCGACAACACAACCCAUUGGGCACAGGGGUUGCUAAGGAAUGCUCGAUGACCAACCCACUCACCUGCUGGUCGGGAAAAUCUGCUCGUCCACGGUGUGGCCCUUGUGGCUCAAGAACAUCGAGACCCAAAAAAGCAGAUUCUGCCCAAGUUCGGUGUUUGCAAAUGGCGGAAGCUGGUGAGGCUGAUAAAGAGCUGGAGGUGCCUAAAGAUGGCACCAUGGAUUUGAUUGCCUGCCUGGACGCGCUGCCCACCAGCGAGUUGACUUCGUUGGAGUCCAUCACCAGCAAGGUGGCGGGUUUGUUUGGAUGCCUAUGCAGUGGGGGAUCAGGUGAAAACCUUGGCCUGCGGAUGUGUUUUCCAUGGCGGCUGCAUGGAGCAGUGGGGGCAGGCCAACGAUGGCUGCCAACAGUGUGGUAAACCCUGGCGCCCUGCAGUGAGUGCGCACCAUCGCACCAUGGCAUCCGACCAGUGCACCAACCGGCUGUCGGAGUGACCGACACCCACGUCAGAGGCAAGCGCAGAAGGUGAAGGACAAGAUUCUGGAGGGCUUAGAUGCAACACAUGCUUUAAGCUUCCUCCUCAUUCUCGCGAGAGCCUCUAGCCCAUGUCCGCCCACGUCCCAUCCCAGGCGUGUAGCGCCAGCUCUCCCCUCAUGUGCCAUCGGAGUCUAGAAUUCUUGGG